Ramularia collo-cygni is the source of this 1095-nucleotide messenger RNA. RefSeq names its product related to rAsp f 9 allergen. Bases 1 to 1095 code for a protein of 364 amino acids. Lineage: Eukaryota; Fungi; Ascomycota; Dothideomycetes; Mycosphaerellales; Mycosphaerellaceae. Gene Ontology annotation, cellular component: fungal-type cell wall. Gene Ontology annotation, biological process: carbohydrate metabolic process; fungal-type cell wall organization. Gene Ontology annotation, molecular function: hydrolase activity, hydrolyzing O-glycosyl compounds; glycosyltransferase activity. The transcript is spliced from 4 exons. The record is from RefSeq and is a predicted model, not a curated record.
AUGCAUUUCUCUCGCUCUACAGCUACUACCGCUCUUGUGGCCUUGCUCCCUGCAUACACACUUGCUCAGACCUUCACCGAUUGCGACUCCACCAAGGAGUCUUGCAAGCCUGAAGUAGGAUUGCCAUCGUCGAAACUGAUUUCCGAUUUCACAAAAGGCAAGAGCUCCGGCGAAAGCUGGAGUCCCGCCGAUGGUACUUCUCUCAAGUAUGGCAGCGACGGUGCCGAGUACGCCAUCAUCAAACCUGGAGAGGCACCUACUGUUGGCAGCGACUUCACCAUCUUCUAUGGUACCGUCGAAGUGGUUAUGAAAGCUGCUCACGGUCUCGGCAUCGUCUCGUCCAUCGUUCUCGAAUCCAGCGUCCUGGAUGAAAUUGACUGGGAGUUCCUCGGCAGCAAGCCCACCCAGGUCCAGACAAACUACUACGGCCUAGCGAACACAACAACCUACGACCGUGUCGGCUACCAUGACAUUGCAGACACACAAGCUGAUUUCCAUGCAUACACCAUCGACUGGUCACCGGAGCGCAUCGACUUCCUGGUCGACGGCAGCAAAGUCCGCACCAUCUCUCGUGCCUCCACCGAAGGUCGCAACUACCCCCAAACGCCAAUGCAAGUCAAGCUUGGCAACUGGGCUGCCGGUGGACCCGGAAUGGCAGAGGGAACUGUGGCAUGGGCGGGCGGAAAGACCAACUACGAUGAUGGCCCCUUCAACAUGAUUGUCAAAUCUGUCAAGAUCACCAACACCAACCCAGCUUGCUCGUACAAGUACAGCGAUAAGACCGGAUCGGACACCAGUAUUGAUAUCAUCACGAAAGGUGACUCUUGCAAUGGCGGCAAAGUCGCUGGAAAAACCGCCACCGAAGGUCCCACUCUCAGCCAGACUGUCGCGGACAUUGUUCCAACAGCCUACAUCAACAGCAGCACUUCAAAUGGAGCUGCAACUAGCACCGGUGGUGCUUCUCCUUCGGCAGGCACCUCAGCUGGCAAGCCCAACUCCCCGUCUAUGGAGACUUUCACUGGUGGUGCUGCGCUUCACAGUGUUGGAACUAUCGUGUCUUGGUUGGCUAUUGCUGCUGGGCUCUGGGUUUUGUGA